Molecule: messenger RNA, 873 nt
Organism: Suillus clintonianus
Lineage: Eukaryota; Fungi; Basidiomycota; Agaricomycetes; Boletales; Suillaceae
Exons: 6
Coding region: 1-873 (290 amino acids)
Source: RefSeq, a predicted model, not a curated record
AUGCCUCCAUUCCGUAGACGUUGGAUCGCACGCACAGUGCCUUUGGGAGUGUUCUCAUUGCAUAUGAUGAGGAGGAUGUUGGAAAUUUUCUUGGCAAUGGAGGAGUUCGUGGUAUCUGUGGGAAAGAGUGUGUAUCCUGGCGUUGGGUCUAGAAGGAUUUGCUUGGCUCUUAACGAUGCCUGUGCUAAUGCCUGGUCAAUAGUGGGGGGGAGUGCCGAUUCAGCAUUGGUCAUGGCGCCUGUCGAUGCACAUCGUGCAGCUGAGCAAGCUGACAAUCUGAAUCAACAGGUGGAGAGCUUGAAUGGAUGCAUCGCCAACGAGCCUGCCAUGGAUGUCGAGGAUGAAGAUAUUCAUUGUGUGCCUUCACCAUAUGAACCGUCUUGUGAAUAUCACCCCAACUCUGGAAUCCUGGCGCAAACACGAACAUUCUCGAUGUUUCAGCGCGACAUUUUGGAAGACCCACCAUUUCCCGAUACACAACCUUGGGUGCCAUUUCAAUCUCGCCUGGACUUCGAGGCAGCUGAACUUGCUCAUGAAGCUGCCCUUAGCCAGCCUCAAAUUGACUGGCUGAUCAACCUUUUGCAUCGCUCAAAGCAGGAUUCAGAGUCUUUCACCCUCUACAACUACAAAGAUGUUCGGAACAUGUGGAGUGCUAUCCAUACCCACAAUGCUACAGCUGGUCUUUCCCACAAAAACAACCUCACUCUGAAUUCUGCACACAAUUCCAUCAAUGUAAUUGGUGCUUCUGAAUCCCCUAUACCCCUCUCCCACAGUACCACCUUUCCACUAUCAACGACGCCUGUCAUCAAGUCACCACUGCAGCAUAACAUGCGAUUUGCAUUGAGAGGUUGGAUUGUGAAGCAAGCUUCAUAG